Heterostelium album PN500 is the source of this 1485-nucleotide messenger RNA. RefSeq lists its product as uncharacterized. The record is from RefSeq and is a predicted model, not a curated record. The transcript has 4 exons. NCBI's taxonomy places the organism in Eukaryota, Evosea, Eumycetozoa, Acytosteliales, Acytosteliaceae. The coding region runs from base 1 to 1485 and encodes 494 amino acids.
AUGUCAAACAAUAAUAGUAAUAAUUCAACACAUAAAUUAGUAAAUCUACCACAUAUUCUAUUAUCAAACAUUGUUGAUAAUCUAACAGAUAAUAUCGAUAAGAUUUGUUUUAGUUUAGUUUGUAAAAGAUGGUUUGACAAUAGAAAUAGAUAUCUAUUGUUUGAUACAUCUACUUUAUAUUGUAUCGAUAAACAUAGUUCAAGAAUCACUUUGAAUUCAUUUAGAUCUUUGAUAUUCGAAUCACUUAGCAAAAAGAAACAAUGUACUAUGUUUGUCGAUCCAGAAGCAAAUUAUUUUAAGCGUUAUGAUCAUUUAAUGGAUUAUGAUUCAAUUGAAAGUAUUGAUGAAAUAGAUCAAAAUAUAGUGGAAGUAAUAAUACGAAGCAGGGAAAUUAAAGACUCAGAUAAACUAAUGGCUCGACUCUAUGAUUUGAUUAGUAAAUCUAAUAUCACUAGUAUAAAGGAUUGUCACACAUUAAAGUAUGUUCCAGCGAAUAUCACCUCACUGGUGAUUGGUGUAGGUGUGUUACCUGAUACAUUGGAGAGUUUCGAGAUGUUUAAUAUCUACCAAAUAUUGGAGCCUGGAGUAUUACCAACAUCAUUGAAGAUUCUUAGAAUCUUGGGUCGUUCAGCACCUGAUAACUAUCUCAAAGUUGGAUCGUUACCACCGAAUCUACAGGAAUUCAUUCAUAAUGGCAGUGAUUUUAAUAUCGAUUCAAACGUUCUACCAAAUUCAUUGAUUACACUUGAGAAUGUUCCUGUGUCAUGGAUGAAGUCAAUCAAGCAACUCGAGAAUCUUAGAUCACUAAUGUUGGUAGGAAAUUCUGGUAGUUUAUUAGAUCUCAGUGAUCUACCUCAAUCACUGACAAGACUGGACAUUUCUAACUCAGUAAAGUUACAAUCAGCAUUGCCUACUUCAAUCAGACAUCUGAAUCUGGGCAAUUCAAAGUAUGACAUCGAUGAAUUGUUCCCGGAUCGAUCACUUUAUCAUUUUGAUUACCUACAGGUAGCGGGAUUCAAACAAGAAUCUCUUGAUGGCUUGAAUAUCAAGAGAUUAUGUCUCAAUAAUAAUUUCCCUUACACAGAGGAGAGAUCAGAUACACAUAGAGACAUUCCAUUUGGUGUUGAGACACUUGAGAUACUUUACCACAACAAGAUCAAUCAGAAAUCACUUCCAUCAUCAGUGAAAACACUGGUUGUUGACAAUAUGCAAAAUUUCAUACGCCCAGAAGAAGGAAUUCUCCCAGACUCUGUUCAAAACAUUGAAUUGAAACAACUUUUAUUUCCAACCACAAAAAUGGUUGACAACAUUUCAUUCAAAGUCGAUGAUUAUAAUAAGUGUUCGAUUCGAAAACUUGAUGAUCAAUAUUACAUCGUAUUUGGUCAUCAAAAUAAUAUCGGAUUCAUUGCAAGUCUAUUCCACAAAUCAAUGUUUUUAGACAAAGUUAAAGUUCUAAAAAUACUUACUUCUAAUCAUAAAUACUAA